AUGGAAAACACCAGUUCAGGUGACUCUUCUGCAUCUCGUCUCAGCGCAGUUUCCAUGAAGCUUCCCCCAUACUGGCCCGCUGACCCUGCUCUGUGGUUUGCCCACAUUGAGUCACAAUUUGCAACCCGUGGAAUCGUCAGCCAGCUCACCAAAUUCCAUUACGUCGUGUCAGCUUUGUCCCUCAAUGAGGCCGCAGAAGUUCGCGACAUUAUUAUGACCCCUCCCACGUCAGGCCCGUACGACAGACUCAAAGAGGAGCUUAUCCGCAGGACAACAGCCUCUGAACAACGACGCCUUCAGCAACUGAUUACUUCGGAAGAAUUAGGCAAUCGAAAACCGUCGCAGCUCCUUAGGCGCAUGCAACAACUUCUGGGCGAUCGCGCGACAUCUCUCGAUGCUUCCAUCGUGCGCGAGCUUUUCUUGCAACGACUCCCAUCCAACGUUCGAUUGAUACUGACCAGCUCUGAAGGCAUUACCCUAGAAGCCUUGGCACAGUUGGCCGACAAAAUUAUGGACAACAUGUCCUUGCCCAUGUCAGCUCCGGCAUUGUCGUCUAUAUCCAGCGAGCAGUCCGAGCUGGCAAAGUUGCGUGCGGAUCUCGAAAAGCUCACCGAUCUUGUCACAACCAGCCUUCGAAAUCCCCGCUCCCGCAGCCCAAGUCCUGCACGCACACGCAAUUGGACUCCGCAGUUCCGCCACCGCCGCAGUCGUUCAAGGCCGUCCGAUCCCAACAGCAACUUCUGCUGGUACCACGCUACCUUUGGCAACCGUGCUCGCAAGUGCACCCCACCAUGUUGGUUUGCGGGAAACGGACCGGCCAACAACUGA
Molecule: messenger RNA, 828 nt
Organism: Ornithodoros turicata
Lineage: Eukaryota; Metazoa; Arthropoda; Arachnida; Ixodida; Argasidae
Exons: 1
Coding region: 1-828 (275 amino acids)
Source: RefSeq, a predicted model, not a curated record